AUGACCAAGGUCGCUCUUAUCACCGGCGGCACCAGUGGAAUCGGGCUUGCAGUUGCCAAGGACCUGAUACAGACCGGUGGCUGGCAGGUGAACGUUAUCGGCACCAACCGAGAGCGAGGCCAAGAAGCAACAGCGUUCCUCCCCAAUGCCACAUUCUACCAAGCGGACGUACGAAAUUACCAACAACUAGCCACUAUAUUUGACCAGAUCUUCAAUUCCACUGGCCGAUUAGACUUUGUCUUCGCGAACGCCGGAAGAGCAGACUACACCGAUUUCUUUGCUAAGUCUGAGACCGGCAUCCCCCCGAACCGAGUUCCGAACUUUACUAAACAUGCGCUUAUUGGAUUUACUCGCUCUGUUGGCGAGCGACUUUGGGAAGAGGGAAUCCGGGUUAAUGCUCUUUGCCCUGGGGUGGUGGAAACGCCCCUUGUUGCCGACGAGGCGUUUUACGCGAUUUUCCCGCGAGAAAUAUAUAUUCCUAUGGACGUUGUGACUGGUGUAGUAUCACAGCUACUGUCUGGAUCGGAUAUGGUAGAUGCCAAGGGGAUGCGUGUCGCUGGCGAUGAGAUGCAUUCCCGGGCUGUUCACGUUUCAGGAAAAAGCUUCUUUUUCAUUGAAAAGCCCGAGAUUCAUGACGAGCAGUCUCGAAUAACCUGGGCUGCAAUGAUGGGACAUAAAUAA
Molecule: messenger RNA, 681 nt
Organism: Penicillium samsonianum
Lineage: Eukaryota; Fungi; Ascomycota; Eurotiomycetes; Eurotiales; Aspergillaceae
Exons: 4
Coding region: 1-681 (226 amino acids)
Source: RefSeq, a predicted model, not a curated record